Molecule: messenger RNA, 2583 nt
Organism: Symbiodinium natans
Lineage: Eukaryota; Dinophyceae; Suessiales; Symbiodiniaceae
Source: the annotation of a GenBank genome assembly
AUGGCUGGGUUCUCUUUCGAUUCUUACACAGAGAUCGAUCGUGCUCAGGGAGUUUGGGUGUCCACUGGUGACAACAGCCGCGUGGGCAUAGAGGGGGUCAAGGUUGUGCUCCUGUCUCCUCGCUUCGUGCGCGACGCCUUCAGCGGCAUUCUGCGAGUUCGAAUCUUGAGUGGAGAAGGCCUGCGCAAUGUGGCCAUGGCUGGAGCUGUCGCAGUUUUCUUGCGCACAACCUCGGGUUCAUCAUCUGGUGGCCUGCGAGGUUUUCAGCGCAACCGGGUUAGACGGGGAGUUCUGAAUGGUCUAGCCCAGUGGCUGGAUGAGGACGACUCAGUGUAUCUCUACGUGCCCAAAGGUGCGUUUGCGGGGUCUGAGGGCGACGAGGUCGAGGAGAGCACAGAGGAUCCGUGCUUAUUUUUGGAGGUGCACAGGCGUAGCCUCCUGGACAACAGCAGCCUGAGCGUGGCAGGCCGCGCUUCCAUUCCAAUGUCCGACUGGUCGCCAUCGAAGCGGCUCAAGGAGCUCUGCGUGGAGCUGAAACCAGAUGAGAAGGAGGAGGGGGAGGUGGAUGUACAGGAAGACGGGGAAGAAAGACCGCCAUCCAGGCUUCGCCUCCAGUUGGAGUACGAUGCCUUCGAGUUGCCUGAGGAUCCUGCUGCUAGCACCGGCGCCGAUGAGCAGCUAGACGAUGUCACCCCGGAGGCGAGGGCAAGACGACAAAGGUUUGGAAGCAACGUGCCAGCAGAGAUACGCCUGCCCGACCUUCAGCGAAUGAGCGAGCAUGAGCUUCAGGCGGCUUUGCGGUGCCGCGGUUUGACCUGGCUCGGGGAAGGACGUGAAGCUCUUGAGAAGCGCCUGCAGACGUCCAUCGCAGCCGAGAAAGCCGUGUACGACUCCGGAAGUUGGUGGAGUACGGUUGAGAGCUUUCUUGGCACGGACCGUAAGGCGCAGCUGGAGGACGCCAUGGGCGUCGCCGCCACUGCAGCGGAGACCCUGUCAGGAGACUUCUUUGCUGCAAUGGGCGCGGGCAUCAUGUCUGGAGCUGGGGAGAUUGCUGGUUUCGACGAGCUGAUGAAGGGUGACUUUGCGGGGGCGAUGAAGAAGCGCAAAGACGUUUGGGAGGUAGCAAGCUCCGAAGAAGGACGUGCUGCAUUGAGACAGAAGGCAGAUGUGGCCAUGAAGCGGGCCAAGCAGCAGGCCAUGAUUCGACUGGCCCAGGGGAUGGAGCUGAUGUCGGUGCGCAAGGGAGCUUGGAAGAUGCUCGAGCAGGCUGUCAUGGAUGAAGGGGCCGCUGAUGGUACCUCUUUUGCUGACUAUGAGCAGUUGGCUUAUCUCGAAGCAGGCAGCACAAACACCGAGUGCUGGGUCUGGCGCCUUUUGGCCGCCAAGCGGAUAGUGGUCGCCUUUCGCGGCACCUGCGACUUUGGCGAUGUGUUGACCGAUAUCGCGGCGAUACCUCGAGUGAUCGGUGAUUUGGGCAAGGUGCAUGAAGGCUUUUCUCGAGCAUACGACUCCGUCCGUGAGGCACUACACGCGGUCUUGGAGAGAGGAUGUCUGGGAGAUGGCGAAGGAUGGGAGGUUGUUUUCACGGGGCAUUCGCUUGGUGGUGCGCUAGCAACCUUGGCAUCCUUGGAUAUAGCCCGCACCAUCCGUGGCCUGCCGGCAGAUUUUGGCAGCCCACAUGAAGUUGGGAAGAUCCGGCCAACUCCUCUAAGGGGCGCUGAGAUAAUUGCAUGCACAUUUGGUGCUCCGCGAGUUGGCAGUGCUCGUGUGGCUGCUGCUUACGAUGAAUUCGUUCCAAGGGCUUGGCGCAUCUUCAGUACCUCUGACGUGGUGCCUGCUGUGCCGCCGACGAGUCUCUGGGGUUUCCGCCAUGCCGGGAUUGGUGUGGAGCUGGAUCCGCAAAAAAGUGAGCUCAUCGUUCGAGGUCGCACAGCUGGGCUGAAGGAAGCCGCCUUGGAAGAGGCCCAGGCGGCCAAGGAAGAGCAGGUCGAGGAAGGUGGCUCCUCUUUGAUGCUGUCCUUCCAAGGUGACAUUUGGAGUUCCUUCGAUGAGGUUGAGCUGGCAGAGCUCAGGCGCGUGAUUGGCACCGGAACCAGUGCUGUCGGUGAACACAUGGAGGACAACUACUUUGCCCGAAUUCAAGAAUGCCUCAGUGAGACUUCGCAGAGCAGAAGAUCCGACCCUCCGGCGGAGAACGCUUCGCAGGCGCAGAGUGGAGAGCUGCCGGGUGAGUGGGCCUGGCAAUCGCAGCCGCCAACACCUGCAGAGACUGUCGCAAAUCAGGAGGCAGCUCCAGCAUGGAGCAGCCUAUCUCUGGAAGACCGAAAGCGAUUUGGUCUGGACGGUCAGGAUCUGCCUCCUUCACAGAGGUUAGAAGCAGCCGAGCUGAACCCUCAUCUGCCCACAGCAGUCUCAAGACAUGCCGUGAGUCAUCAUCCAGACGUACUGUGGGGAAACGCAGGAAUGCCGGGUCCUCCAACCAUGGCCAAGACCUUGGCACAGUUGGAGGCAGUUGGCAUGGCCUCCAACCUCUCGCGGCUUGAGGAGACGGAGCGAAAGCUUCAACGACUGAAGCUGGGAUGA